This is a messenger RNA of Ceratotherium simum simum (southern white rhinoceros), 1769 nucleotides long. Lineage: Eukaryota; Metazoa; Chordata; Mammalia; Perissodactyla; Rhinocerotidae. The record is from RefSeq and is a predicted model, not a curated record.
GCAUUAAAGCGGCCAGAGGUUCUGGCGAGUUCGCGCGCUGUUUAAUUAGACAGGAGAAAUUCUAACGUGGCAUUUUUAUUUUUUUAGCGCAGAGGCCAAUAAUCCGAUAUGGAGCAUGCCUUUACCCCGUUGGAACCCCUGCUUCCCACUGGGAAUUUGAAGUACUGCCUUGUGAUUCUGAAUCAGCCUUUGGAUAAAUAUUUUCGUCAUCUUUGGAGCAAAGCUCUUUUAAGAGCCUGUGCUGAUGGAGGUGCCAACCGCUUGUAUGAUAUCACCGAAGGAAAGAGAGAGAGCUUUUUGCCUGAAUUCAUCAGUGGUGACUUUGAUUCCAUUAGGCCUGACGUUAGAGAAUACUACGCCAUUAAGGGAUGUGAGCUUAUUUCAACUCCUGAUCAAGCCCGUACUGACUUUACCAAGUGCCUUGAACUGCUCCAAAAAAAGAUAGAAGAAAAAGACCUACAGGUGGAUGUGAUUGUGACCCUGGGAGGACUUGCUGGGCGUUUUGACCAGAUCAUGGCAUCUGUAAGCACCCUGUUUCAAGCAACUCGCAUCACUCCUUUGCCAAUUAUAAUAAUCCAAGAGGAAUCUCUCAUCUACCUGCUCCAGCCAGGAAGGCACAAAUUGCACGUAGAUACUGGAAUGGAAGGUGAUUGGUGUGGCCUUAUUCCUGUUGGACAGCCAUGCAGUCAGGUUACGACAACAGGCCUCAAGUGGAACCUCACAAAUCAUAUGCUUAGUUUUGGAACACUAGUCAGUACUUCCAAUACCUACGAUGGAUCUGGUGUUGUGACCGUGGAAACAGACCACCCACUCCUCUGGACCAUGGCCAUCAAAAACUAACCCACCCACCAACGUCCACAGCCGUGCCUCAGACUUACCUCAUUUGCAAGACUUAUUGCUCAACAAGAACAGUUCACUGUGGUUUGCAGGAAUCCAAAUCUCUCCAUGGGAAGCCUGCUAGUUUUAAAGAUGUUACCGUUUAAAUAAUUAAGGUGACAUUAUAAAUGACAGAUCUCUGUUUUAUAGUGGGGGGGGGCUCAUUAUUUGUUAAUAAAACAAAUAAGCUCUGUUACAUUCAGUUGGAAAACUAAUGUGGAUCAUUCCACCAUAAAAUUCAGUACUGAUUAUUCUUAUGUUAUUAAACAUUCCACUUAUCCUAGAAAAUUGCUUUUAAUUUUGAAGCUGAGACAGCUCUGUUGAGGGUCCUUGGUGUCCAGGAUAUAAACCUCCGUCUGCCCAUCCUUAAAUGCUUAACAUCAAGGGCUUCUUCUGAGUGUCUGUUAAUAUUAGAUUCCUUCAUAUAAUAGAGAAAGGAAAUUCUUCCACAUUGCGAUGUUAGAACUGCACCAUUUCAGUCUGGCCUUAGUACUGUCUUUGGUAUUAUCUUUUAGGAAUACAUCAAGAAUCACUGACCUAAUUAUUAAAUUGGAAAACAGGUAGGUAAGCUAUAGGUGAAAAGAGAAAUGACAUGAUGGAUAAAUGACAAUUCAUAAAGCUCUACUGACAUAUUCACCCCAAACUCAGCUUCUGCAGUGAGUGUGCUGGGCUGUAGUGGAGUGACAGAUCAGAACUGCCCUCAUCAUAAUUACAACCUGGACUGUAAAUGUUGUGCAGAGGAAACUUAAGCAUGAAAUUGAACUGUUUCUGACAUACCUCAGACUGAAAAAAUAUUGGUUCAUAGACCACAAGUUUGCUCUGAUUAGCAGAAAAUGAGGUUGGCAAUCCACGUGCACAAGUGAACACCAUGUACUAAGGAGCCUGGGUCUAAA